AUGAAGUCGAGGAUGUCUACUGUCUCUACUGUCUUUCUCUACUGUCUCUCUCUCUCUCUACUUUCUGUCUCUCUGCUUGACUUCUUCUCUUCUUCUCCUACCGAGGCCGAGAGCCAGCAGGCAGCAAGAGAGUCUCUCUAUCUACUUACUCUUACUCUUGCUCUCUCUCUCUCUUCUUCUCCCACCAAUGCCACCACUAGACUACCACUGACUGUCUUCUCUUUACUAUCUUUUACUAUCUUUUCCUGUCCACUGUCUGUCUGUCUACUCUCUGUCUUCUCUUCUUCUCUGUCUCGCUUCUCCUCCACGUGA
Messenger RNA from Trichophyton benhamiae CBS 112371, 312 nucleotides. RefSeq lists its product as uncharacterized. Bases 1 to 312 code for a protein of 103 amino acids. The transcript has a single exon. The record is from RefSeq and is a predicted model, not a curated record. Lineage: Eukaryota; Fungi; Ascomycota; Eurotiomycetes; Onygenales; Arthrodermataceae.